This is a messenger RNA of Armigeres subalbatus, 3012 nucleotides long. RefSeq lists its product as uncharacterized. Gene Ontology annotation, biological process: telomere maintenance; DNA repair. Gene Ontology annotation, molecular function: DNA helicase activity. The record is from RefSeq and is a predicted model, not a curated record. The coding region runs from base 7 to 3012 and encodes 1001 amino acids. The transcript has 5 exons. NCBI's taxonomy places the organism in Eukaryota, Metazoa, Arthropoda, Insecta, Diptera, Culicidae.
UCCAAUAUGGAUUUGCAGUUUGUGCUGGAGGAGUUUUCAUGUGCUGCUUAUGUUGUGGAAUACGUAAACAAGACCAACAGAGGCAUAAGUAGUUUACAUCGUGACCUCAUAAAGCUCCAGGAAGAGCAUCCAGACCAGGACUACAAUGGAUUGUUGAAGAAGGUCAGCAUAAAAAUGUUAAAUUCCGUGGAAAUGUCUGCCCAGGAGGCUGCUUGGUAUUUGCUUCGGCAACCGAUGUCAGAAGCCAGCCGCAAGGUUGAGUUUAUUGCGACAAUGUGGCCACAAGAGCGAAUAAAAUCCAAGAAGCGGAACAAACAGAUGGACGAAGAGGAUCUCGACGACAAUUCCACCGAUGUGUGGACGCUAAACAUCAUCCAACGGUAUGAACUGCGCCGAGGAAUGGAUGAUAUCUGCUUGGCGGAUUUCGCAGCAUAUUAUUCGGAAGAAAGAUCCACGAAGCAUUCAUAUAGACUCCGUUUAGUUCCCCGUGUAUUGCGUUGGUGCUCAUACAGUAUGGUGGAAAUGGUCGACUAUAAGCGUGAGAUGGUUCUCCUCUUCCUACCGUUCAGGAAUGAAGUCUGCGAUGUACUUGAUCGGAACAAGUUCCUGAAGUUGUAUGAAGACAACGAGGCCGCCAUUUUGGCAAAGCACAAGGAGUAUGACUGCGAAAUGAACUUGGAUCAGGUUGUGGAGGAAUACAUCCGCAUAUGCAGCGAAGACGAUGAGCAGCAGGUGAUUGCCGACCAGAAGCGCGAUGAGUUCAUCCGCACGAUCGUCAUGGAGCCGAAUGAUGACGAUAUUCACAACUUGCCAACAGGACCCUUGGCAGCUGUCGUCAAACAGCGAUCAAAUGUCUUGUCAAAGCAAGAAUAUUGUGAAAUGGUGCGUGCCACGAAUGCAGAGCAGCGGGAUUUGAUUGUGCAAGUAAUCCACAGCUUGCAUUCCUCUGAAGAAAACUGCAAACCAGUGCAAAUAUUCUUCACUGGCCCGGCGGGCUGUGGCAAAACGUUCACUUUGCGCAUUCUAAUGGAGACAGUGAACCGGUACAGCCAAGCUCAUAAUAAGCAGCACAACGCUUAUGUAGCAUGCGCAUCCACUGGAAAAGCAGCGGUUGCAAUAGGUGGAACAACAGUGCAUUCCGCAUUCCGGAUUUGCAUGUCGCGUAGGCAAAGCUCAAAGCUGAGUUUCGAGGCAUUACAACUGUACCGGAACGCCUUCGCCAACGUGAAGCUCAUCAUUAUCGACGAAACAAGCAUGCUGGGUGCUGAUGUCCUCAACACAGUACAUGUCCGGCUUCAAGAAAUCACGGGGAACUACGACGAUCCAUUCGGUGGAAUGCCGAUCGUAUUUUGCGGCGAUCUUCGUCAAUUGCCACCGGUCAAUGCGCGGGCGGUUUAUGCGACAAACCAACGAGCAGUUCUCCGGCAUUCUCACAAAAUUGGCAGCGGUGAGCGGAUGUCGUCUGAGGAAAUCGAGCUUAUUGAAAGCAGGUUCCGUACGGAGGAGUGGUGUCGGCAGCAUGUCCCUCGAGGGAUCCGGUUAUUCCAUCGGAACGCUGAUGUCGAACGGUAUAACUCUGUGGCGUUGAUGGAUCGAGAGGCUGUCGAAUGUACUGCAGAUGACCUAUACUCUGGUUAUAAGGACAAUUCCCAGCUGGCCAGUGCUCGCACAAAGGUGCAUAAGAUGAGUGUAGUAGAGACUGGUGGCUUACCGUAUCUGUUGCGUCUUGUUCUUGGUACACCUUAUAUGCUGACCACCAACGUGGAUGUCGAAGAUGGCAUCGUGAACGGAGCGAUCGGAGAGCUCAUGCAUGUUGAGUACAACGAAGGAAACUCGCAGCAACAGGCAAUCACGAGGCUUUGGAUGGCAUUCGAAAAUGAGUCCAUUGGGAAGAUGUUGAGAGUGAAGGCCAGACCGCUGGUGUAUUCGAGACCUGGGGUGCUACAAACAGGCUGGACUCCAAUCGUCAAACGAUCGGCGAACGUAACCCUUAACGGUGGUGUUAAGUGCAAAAGAGUUCAGUUUCCCGUUGUAAGUGCGUGUGCCCUCACAGUCCAUAAGUCCCAGGGAGGCACAUUCUCGGAAGUCGUAUAUAAUUACGAUAAGGGUCAGGAACAGCAGCUAGUUUACGUUGGUCUUUCCAGGGUUACAUCAAUCGACGGAUUGUAUCUGACGAAUGCCAGUAACUCAUUCCGGUUCCACCACGGAAAGGGUUCUAUGACCCCUAGAAUGAACGACCUUCGGACAGAACUUGAACGUUUGAGUAACCAUCGUAUGCGCACCAUUACAGACGAUAUCAUGGAAGCUAUAACCGCAAACAAGUUGGCUUGUACGUUGAUGAGCAUCAAUGUACAAAGUUUGAAUGCACACUCGUCGGACAUUGCAACAGAUCGGGUGCUUACCGCCGUUGAUUUGCUUGCAAUGAGCGAAACUUGGCUUGACAACGGCACAACCACAAACAUCAAUGGAUACCUUUGUGUUUGUCAAGAGAAGCGUGACGGAACAAGAGCGGGAGGAGUGGCAAUAUUUGAACGUGCUGGUUCGUCGACUAUGGCCGUUUCUCACGCCAUUACGAAGCUCAAUGAAAGCUAUGACCCAGCAUUGAGUGUAGCAGACGAAUAUGGGGACUGCUGUGCUGCAGAGGUUUCGAUCAUGGAAACCCGCACGUUACUGUUUGCGGUAUAUAUUUCACCAGGUACCACCCUGAAGCAAAAGAAAUAUUUCUUAGUGCGCAACCUCAUAAAGUACACCCAUGUUGCCAUGCCCGUGGUAGUGUCGGGAGGCUUUAAUAUUGAUGUGACGAAAGAGGAGAACAGAGAUUUCAUCUGGUUCGUGAAGCAGUUUCUCUAUCUGGAUUGUGCUUCGGGUCCAACUAUAGCAACUACUAUGGGUGGCACAUGUCUCGAUCUAACGUUCACCCGGAACAUUCAGCCCAACAGUGGAUUGAUGCAUCCUUUAACAUUCAUCGGGACCACGGCGUACAUCACUUCAAAAGGCUUCAAGCCAACAUAA